AUGUCAUCACCUUUUCCGACGCCUCCCGAAGGAUCGGAUCAUUCAAAGCCUUUAAACAAAACUCUUUGGACUCGGAAAGGCUUUUCACAAAAAAGAGAAAGGUUCAGUCCUCCGUCGGUGUUAACCUCCGAGAAAUGGUUUGGGACGAGCUUUGAAGAAGCUUUGGAUGUACAAGAGACAAAUGGGCAUGCAACUUUCCUAGUCUCAUCUUUGGGGCGAAGUCAGCUGCUUAACCUUACCAAUAUAGGUUACGGUAGCGGAUGGGGCGGGCAAGGAGAGCGGCAUUGCUAUAGGUUCGAUUCAUCAAUGUCGGUAUCUCAGUCACAGAUUUCCCAUCAGAGGACUACUACGACUACAUCAUCGUCGGAGGCGGCACCGUUGGCAGCAACGCUAUCUGAGUAUUCUCGGGUUCUGGUGCUUGAAAGGGGCGGUGUUCCGUACGGAAAACCUAAUCUGAUGACCCAAGAAGGCUUCCUCACCACUCUCAUGGAGGUCGACGCUUUCGACUCUCCGGCGCAAGCCUUCACCUCCGAAGACGGCGUCCCCAAUGCCCGACGGGUUCUUGGCGGCAGUAGUGCUUUCAAUGCCGGGUUCUAUAGUCGAGCCGAUCAAGAAUUCUACGGAAGGUCAGGGGUGAAUUGGGACCUCCGAGUGGUGAACCAGUCCUAUGAGUGGGUUGAGAGGGCUAUCGUCUUUAGGCCGGAGCUCAAGAAUUGGCAAUCGGCAGUCAGAGACGGGCUAUUGGAAGCCGGUGUUGAUCCCUACAAUGGGUUUACUUUGGAUCAUUCAGUGGGUACCAAGAUCGGUGGUUCCACAUUUGACAGUUCUGGUCGUAGACACAGUGCUGCUGAUCUUCUCAGCUAUGCCAAAGCUUCGAAUUUUCGAGUGGCAUGCAUAUGA
Dovyalis caffra is the source of this 900-nucleotide messenger RNA. The record is from the annotation of a GenBank genome assembly. Lineage: Eukaryota; Viridiplantae; Streptophyta; Magnoliopsida; Malpighiales; Salicaceae.